UUCCGCUUCACCACUUCAUCUCUUCCCUUGCCACAAUUCACUUCACCACGACCUCCCUCCUCCUCACCUGCCUUCCGCUAGGAACAAAUGGCGCUCUCCCUCCGAUCCUCCGUCUGUGCCCCAGCACACACAGCGAUCGCUGCGCUCCCACGAUCAACUGCGAGUGCGUCUCGCGUGGCGCUGGCUGACGGGGCACGGUCAAGGCCACGGCACAGGCCUAUUUCGCUGGACGCGACGCCCGGGCUGUCGCGAGACGGCAGCGGCGCUGUGCAAGCGCGAUCCGUGAGGGCCAGGGCUCGACGCGUGGAGGGGGCAGGCGAAGGUGGCGAGGAGGUCCUUGACGAGGACGUGCGCGUGGGACUGAACGAGGUGUCGAACGAGGCGGUGCGCGCGAUGCUAUCGGAGGACAUCCAGGCGGUGGGCGCCAUGAAGCGCAAGGUGGACGAGGCGGGCGAGUACCUGGUGGCGGAGGGGCACAUGGACGCCGCGCGCUUCAUGCUCGUCGUCAAGGGCAUGCUGGAGCACACGCUGGUACCGGAGGUGGACGACUUGCAGGGGCCCUUCCGCACAGCCUACGACAAGAUGGCCUCCGUCCUGGACGACUCAGGCUGGAUGCUAGCGCCGCCCGGUCAAGAGGGUGGUCCUGAUAUGGUUGAUGAUGAGCUGCUGCCUCCAGUGCUUCGCUCACCAUACGUGUGAGCGAUGCAGCUUGGUCCAAAACACCAAAAUGACAUCCAAGCAACAUCUGCCCAAUCAUUUGGCAACAACCCUAUCCGGAGUUCUCCAUCAGGAAAACUAGACAUGGAAUAUUGUGAAUACCUAGUACUGUAAGAAGUAGGGACUGGUUGGCUGAGAAAGGUCCAUUUUGGUCAGCUUCAUUCAUAAUAACAUCACUGGAGUGCAAUGCUUUCUGUCCAAUCUCCAGUGAGCUUAGCAACUAGGCAUAGGACUAGCGAGAGGUUUAGCUAGGGUAGGAGGAAGUUGAUGAGAGAAAAGAGGUGGACUGGAAGAGAACGAGAU
Closterium sp. NIES-67 is the source of this 1020-nucleotide messenger RNA. NCBI's taxonomy places the organism in Eukaryota, Viridiplantae, Streptophyta, Zygnematophyceae, Desmidiales, Closteriaceae. The record is from the annotation of a GenBank genome assembly.